AUGAUGGCGUGGUCCGUUAUCCUGGCCGUUGUGGCCCUCUGCCUGCAACCAAUUCUCGCGGCUUCGUCGUCCGGUUGCGGCAAGGCCCCGACCUUGACCUCACCCAAUGCAUAUAGCCUGACAAUUAAUGGGAAGUCCAGACAGUACUUUGUCAAGUUCCCAGCAAACUACAACCAGACACACCCGUACAAGUUGAUAUUCACCUUCCACGCCCUCGGCGGCACGGCAUCGCAGGUCGUAGCCGGAACCGGUGGCUACUUGCCGUGGUACGGCUUGCCCGCUCUGGACACUGGGAAUACUGGCAUCUAUAUUGCCCCCAACGGACUCAACAAUGGUUGGGCCAACCCUAAUGGCGACGACCUCGCACUCACGGAUGCGAUCAUCAAGACAGUCGAGGCAGACUUGUGUAUUGACCAGGCACACAGAUACUCGACAGGCUUCAGCUAUGGCGCUGGCAUGUCGUAUAGCAUUGCGUGCUCGCGUGCCAAGGACUUCCGCGCCGUCGCCGUUCUGUCAGGCGCAGUGUUGUCUGGUUGCACAGGUGGCAAUGACCCUAUCGCCUAUUAUGGCCAGCACGGGGUCUCAGACAACGUGCUGCCAAUCGCCGGAGACCGCACAAUGCGAGACCGCUUCGUUAAGAACAAUGGUUGCACAUCACAAAGCCCUCCAGAGCCGGCCGCAGGUAGUGGCACACACAUCAAGACGCAAUACUCCGGCUGCAAAUCCGGAUACCCUGUCACGUGGGUUGCAUUCGAUGGCGACCACACUCCACAACCAAAAGACAAGGGCCAGUCAACCACCUUUGCUGCCAAUGAGACUUGGGCUUUCUUCUCUCAGUUUAAACAAGAAUGA
Messenger RNA from Neoarthrinium moseri, 852 nucleotides. RefSeq lists its product as uncharacterized. Bases 1 to 852 code for a protein of 283 amino acids. Lineage: Eukaryota; Fungi; Ascomycota; Sordariomycetes; Amphisphaeriales; Apiosporaceae. The record is from RefSeq and is a predicted model, not a curated record. The transcript has a single exon. Gene Ontology annotation, molecular function: feruloyl esterase activity.